Messenger RNA from Phytophthora sojae, 900 nucleotides. RefSeq lists its product as hypothetical. The record is from RefSeq and is a predicted model, not a curated record. The coding region runs from base 1 to 900 and encodes 299 amino acids. The transcript has a single exon. Lineage: Eukaryota; Oomycota; Peronosporomycetes; Peronosporales; Peronosporaceae.
AUGCUCAGCAGCAGCAAGAUCUUCGCCAUGUGCAUCGCCGCCGUGGCCCUCUCAAGCGGAGUGAACGGUGAGAAGCAGGUGGCCGAGACCUUCGGUCUGCUCGGCCUUCAUGGCCUCCACGGAGUUGGCGUAGGCCUGGGAGGAGUUGGCGUAGGCCUGGGAGGAGUUGGCGUCGGCGUGGGCCCCGGUGUGUAUGGUCCAGGCGUCGUCGGCCCCGGCGUCAGUGUCGGCGUGCCAGGCAUUGCCAGCGUCGGAGUCGGUCUUCCCAGUGUGGGCGUUGGUGGCCCCGUUGUUGGUGGUGGCCCCGCAGUUGUUGGCGGUCCCGCAGUCGGCGGCGCACCUGCAAUCUCCAACGCCAACGCUGGUGCCGGCGCGCCGGCAAACGCCAUCUCCAACGCCAACGCCGGUGCGCCUGCCACCUCCACCGCGAACGCCAACGCCGGUGCGCCCGCCACCUCCACCGCGAACGCCAACGCCGGUGCGCCCGCCACCUCCACAGCCAACGCUAAUGCCGGUGCGCCUGCCACCUCCACCGCGAACGCCAACGCCGGUGCACCUGCCACAGUCAGCGCGAACGCCAAUGCCAACGCUGAUGCUGGCCCAGGAGGCAACGGUAGCACGGUCACCAAGACGGUCACGUCGACGAACAGCGACGGAACCGCUACUGCGACCACGUCGAAGACCACUAGCGGCGCGUCGACGAGUGCGACUGCGACAGCCUCUGCUGGGGCAAAUGCGAACGGUGGUGGGAACGCAGGCCCAAGUGGUGACCCGAGUGGUCCGAGCGGAGGCCCGAGUGGAGGCCCGAGUGCCGGCCCUAGCGAUAGUGGGAAGACCGGAACCGGUGGCACAGGCGCUACGGCUCAGAAGGGAUACCGCAAGCUCCGCUCGGUGGAAUGA